Molecule: messenger RNA, 3238 nt
Organism: Paramuricea clavata
Lineage: Eukaryota; Metazoa; Cnidaria; Anthozoa; Malacalcyonacea; Plexauridae
Source: the annotation of a GenBank genome assembly
GUUGAACUCAUCUGACUUGGUACAAGUUGUUCCAACAACUUGUUAUCGUCCUGAAAUUCAACAAUUUGUCAACAAGUUGUGAGUGACAACCUUGUAGCAACUUGAUAAAAUAACAGCAUUGUUACAACUUGUUGACAAGCUUGCUACAAGCCUGUUGCGAACACAUCUUCUUGACAAGUUGUGAGAAUUUUACGUGUGUGGAUCUAGCUUCAAAGAUCUUAUUUAAUCUAAUGCAAUCCAAAUUUUAUUUAAUCUCAAAAGUUAAUCCUUGAUCUGAAUCCUAAUCCUAAAAUAAAGAUUUAAAGACCACAAAAGAGAUUAGUGCCCAGGCCAGACUAAUAUAGCGCGGCCAAUAUGGAGGACGAAGACGAAGAAAUUUCGAAUCUUCUAAAGAAAGAAGAAAUAGAGAAUGAUGAUAAAACUACCAACUAUCGUCGCUUAAUAACUGGAGGAAUAGUUCUUGUGUUUGUUGAUCUUCUUUGGGUUGGCUCUGCUGAACUAUCUGAUGUAUGUAGUCAUAAAAUAUGGUAUUAAUAUAGUACGUCUUCAAUAGUUCAAAUAGUUCAGUUUGUGACAUGUAAAGCUUUUGCUAAGCUGUUGCCAGGAAAAUGUAAACAAGGCAAGGGGCCUUUCCUUGGCCUGGGAGGCCUUGGUUUAGUCUGUCUCUGAUGAAAAUAUUAAGUUCAAUGUCUUCCAUUUUUAUUAUUCUUUUAUUUUUACCUUGUAGUUUAUAUUUCACAAUGAAGGAUUUGACAAACCAUUUUUUACGACAUACUUCAAGACGACAGCUUUUGUUUUGUAUCUGCCUUGGGUGUGGAUGAAAUCUCUAUGUCAAAAAUACUUCACUACUACGAAAAACAUUCCAAAAACUAAACAGCUUCCCAACACUUCAGAAAACUUUUUCCAUGCCAUAAACUCUGUAAGUACAUCGCAAUACGCACUUCCAAAAAGUGUGUCACCUUGGCAAUAGUGCCUUGUUUUAAUGAUUGAGACACGGCCUUUAACUGAUGUCCGGAUACACAAAAACGAGGCUCUGUAGCCAAAGUGAUGUACUUGCCACUGUUAUAAAAUCCAAUUGACAAAGGUCUCAGCCUGGCCUAAAAAUAUAUUGGCAAUCUUAAAUUUUAAACUAUUUCAUUCUUUAGGAUAAAUCUGAUGAUCGAAAUGAAGACAUUUAUUGUGAGCGUCCUAAAUAUUUACAUGAUAAUGGUGAGUUCACCCAGUUUGACAGUUUUUUGCUCAACUUUUUAAAAAUAAGAAAAUUAUGAAAAUAGGAAAAUCAAUUUGUUGCUCAGUCAAUGUACUUAAAUAAUAAUUUUAGAUCAUUCAGAAGUUGUUCCCAUUCAAAAGCUACCAGUCAUUUUAGUGAUGAAAAUUGCAUUAAUAUUUUGCAUUUUGGUAAGUAUAUGUUUACGUGUAGUUCGACAUUUUAAUUAAUAUGUCUUUGUUUUAUUACUGUAACUACUUUUUUAUUAUUGAUAGUGGUUUUUAGCAACUCUAUCAUAUCAAGAAGCGUUGGCGCUUACCUCACCAGCGGCUGUUAAUAUCUUAUCAUCAUCUUCUGGUAUGAAUCAGUUUUGUUUACAGUUCUGAUAAUUUGCACCUUUCUAAUUUUAUGCUUGUUCCAUAUAUUUCAGGUUUAUUUACGCUCAUCUUAGCCGCCAUUUUCCAAAGUUCUCAAAACGAUAGAUUUUCAUAUUCCAAAUUAGUAGCUGUUUUCAUGAGGUACGUAAAUGAAAAUAAUUCAACGUCUGAGUGAUCUGUAGAUGUUUAUAAAUGACUAAGAUGCAGUCUCAGGCUCCCUGUGGCUACGCCUUUAUGCACACAAGAUUAACAUUGUUUCGUUUGUUGUCUAGUAUUUCAGGAAUUGCAUUGGUCACAUUUUCUGACUCACAUCAGACCAAGGGUGGUGUUAACUAUGGUGCAAUUUUCUCACUGGCUGGUGCUAUAUUGUAAGUACCAUCAUUUGCAACCAGUAUCCGAAUGUAUAAGUACCAAGCACUAUUCUUAUGUAUGGUUUCAGGUAUUCUUGUUAUCUUGUUCUUUUGAAACUAAAAGUACCAAACGAGAACCAAAUGGACAUUGCUACAUUCUUUGGUAUGUUAAAAAUAUAUCAUUUUUAUGGUAGGUUCUGAGUUAUCUACAGUAUGAGGAACAGUUUAGAGCUGCAUGACAGAGCUAUCCAGUAUCUAUCUAGUUCAAGGUUUAGUUUUGAUCCAUUGACUGUGAUAAAAUAUUCAUAUGAUUGAUUAGGUUUUGUUGGGUUAUUUAACAUCCUUUUCCUAUGGCCUGGCUUUUGUGUUCUUCAUGUGACGAAUAUUGAAAAAUUUGAGUUACCUCAAGGUUGGCAAGUGUGGUGUUCUCUGACAGUAAAUGCAGUGUUUGGGACUGUUUUGUCCGAAUAUUUAUGGCUGUGGUAUGUGAUUUCUAUUCAUAAUACAGUUACGUACUUUCUGUCAUAGUCCCUGUGAGUGAAGGGUGAAGGCCAGCCAGAUGGCGCAGUUUAGCUCUAAAGGUCCCGCAAACUAUAAAUAUUCAUAUGAAUUCUGUUAUGACAAACUAGGGGUUGUUAUUUGACGUCUUCUCUGUCUGCUACUUUGGCUCUGGGGAUGGUUAUGCCCCUGACAAUGUUGACUGAUAUUCUUAGAGGAAGGGUAAGUCAAAGAAUGGCUCUGUAGCUCAGUUAGUUGGAUGCCUAAAAUCCUCACAAAAAGUAAUCGAAGUUCUCUUAAUCCUUCCUUGUUUUUAGAUCCAGCUUUCAUUCAUGUUUGUGGCUGGUUCAGUCCCAGUUUUUCUCUCGUUCUUUCUGAUCACGUAUUUAUGUCACUAUGAAAACUGGGAUCCUGUCAGAACUGGAUUCAUCUCACUCUAUCACCGUUUGCGACGAACUUUGUCCUCAUGAUAUGUUUAAAUUAAUGUUUGUAUAAAAAGUGACAUGCUGUAUAUGAUAAAUUAAUUAGAAAUUUAAAUUUUUUAAUGAAUUAUUUGUAUAAAUAUAUAAUAAAUCAUUUGUAUAAAAAUGUAAUAUAUCUUAUGAAGGUUUUGCAUGGUUUUUCUCACAGGAACCCAGGCUAUGCUUAUGUCUGCUUUGAGCUUUUGCCCAUGCUUGGCCUUUAAUAACCCCCCCUUGAAAAAUUUAUAAUAAAAAAAAUAAAAUAAUGAAAAAUAAUAAUGUACAUAAUUCUCUCGAGUAAAAUCGGUACACACUUCAAGAAUGCUCAUGUAUAUAACUCAAUGC